Podarcis raffonei (Aeolian wall lizard) is the source of this 3717-nucleotide messenger RNA. Its product is annotated as complement factor H-related protein 5-like. The coding region runs from base 183 to 2144 and encodes 653 amino acids. Lineage: Eukaryota; Metazoa; Chordata; Lepidosauria; Squamata; Lacertidae. The record is from RefSeq and is a predicted model, not a curated record. The transcript is spliced from 13 exons.
UCUUGCUCUUUUCAGAUUGGUCUAUCAAACACAAAAAGCAUUUUAAAAACAUGGCAAAGGACUAAAGAAAAUAAUUGGUGGUUCCAAAGAGAGGGAAAAGAUAUUUGCAGAUCAUUGGAAUAUGUUGACAGCUGAAAGUGAAGAUUUUGUGGUACAGAACUUUGCAAGCUUCCUGAAAUAAUAUGAAGAGCUGUCUGGUCUUUAUUAUUCCAUUUCUUCUUCUGAUAUCUUGUCCUUCCCUAAAUGGUCAAAGGGUGCCACCCAUAGUUGAUCUUACUGAUGCUAUUUUAAUUGAAGACUGCCGACCACCACCAAUAAGAGACCAUGAAGAACUUGCAGACAUAUCAGACAAAAAGUCCUAUUCGCACGGGGAUGAAGUAAUUUACAAUUGCCAGCCUGGGUAUAUAAAAUUUGGGCGCAUAAAAUUGCGGUGUAACAAUGGGAAAUGGGUACAAUCCACACCACAUGUGCAAUGCAGAAAAAGGCCUUGUGGACAUCCUGGACAUAUCAAAUUUGGCUCUUUAGAACUUGUUAAUGGAGACGAAUUUGUCUUUGGUGCUCGUGUCGUGUAUCGGUGCAAUGAAGGGUUUCAAAUGCUCAGUCCUACAGACUACCGUGACUGUCGUGCAGAUGGAUGGAGCAAUGAGGUCCCUCGUUGUGAAGCAAAGAACUGUGCCUAUGUCCGAAUAGAGAAUGGAUUCCUAGCUAGCAAGUAUGAACACUCUAAAAACAACUACUUUCCAAGCAGCAUUGGACAAGUGAUUUCCUACAGUUGCCAUCCUGGUUUCCUGACCCCAAAUAAAGAAGAAUGGCCUAGAAUUACAUGCACCAAAUUUGGAUGGAAUCCAGAACCGAAAUGCCUCAAGCAAUGUGACCCUUCAGUACCCUUUGCACAUGGUAGAUUCAUUUUCCUAAAUCAGCAGACCUUCAGAGAAGGUGAAGAAAUUUCAUUUUCUUGUGAUGAGGGUGAUGAUACUCCAAAUGCAGAAGGAACAGCCACGUGCACAAAAAAUGGCUGGUCGCCUGCUCCACGUUGCGCCAUGAAAACAAUAUGUGAAGGUCUCCUGUUGGAGCAUGGGGAUAUUCAGCCAAGAAAAGACCAGUAUCAACCCAACGAUGUUUUGCAAUUUUUCUGUCAUGAAGGAUUCACAAUAGUUGGUCCUGCUUCUGCCCAGUGUUAUCCCUUUGGCUGGUCUCCACUGCCUCCCCGCUGUAAAGAACAAGUCAAGCACUGUAAGGCACCAGCCAACAUUAGGAAUGGCAGUAUUGUUGAUGAUCUUCUUGAAGAAUACCAGCAUGGUGACCAAGUGGAAUACGAGUGUAACAUCAAAUUUGUGAUGACUGGAUCAAAGAUAAUAGAGUGUGUUGAUGGAAAAUGGACACCAGUACCUUCUUGUACAUUAGAGGAAAAGAAAUGUGGUCCACCACCCAGUAUUCCAAAUGGACAUGCAGCUGGAACAGUCAGAGAAGAAUAUAUUCAUGGUGAGGAUGUGGAAUAUGAAUGUGAAGAAAACUUUGUCAUCGUUCAGACCAGCUUAGCCAGGUGUCUUCAUGGACUUUGGGAAUUACCUAGAUGUGCAGAUUUUUCAACAAAAUGUGCACGUCCAAAGAUGCCUAAGAAUGCAACUUUUGCAUCAGCUGUUCCUCUGAAAAGUCAGUAUGACAACAAUGAUGUCCUCAGCUACAUCUGUGAUUCCAGGCUUCGUGAAGCUAAAUGCAUCGAGGGAGAAUGGUUACCCAAACCGGAAUGCAAAGACCUCUGCCCGCCUCCACCCCAGAUUCCUAAUGCCAUUGAUGUAGCUGAGCCGAGAACCUACGAAAGUGGUGAACAGAUAAAUUUCCUGUGUGAGAAGCUUUUUGUGCUUCAAGGGCCACAGAACAUAUCGUGCGAGGAUGGCAAGUGGCAAUUGCCCCCGCGCUGUGUUGAUGUAUCAACUGUCACCGUGCAGCACAGCACAGACUUUCCCAUUGCUCCUGGAAGCCAGAGCAACCCCAUGCCUGCGACAAGUGAUGGCAUUAGCAGCAGAGACCUUUUAGAUUUCUUACACACUAUCCAUGCCGCAGUAAGAUCACUCGAGAGGCGCAUGGCUGUGCUUGAGCAGGAGCUGCAGGAGCUAAAGAGAGAGAGAAUGAAGACUAAGUAGCAAACCACCUGCAUUCUAGAAGCCAGUCGUGAAGAAUGGAAGGAGAACGUAAACAAGAACAUCAGAUCAUUGUCAUGUGGCACACUGUUCCUUUUCUUUUACUAAAGACUUCUUGAAAACUCAUUGUGAAUUGUUUGCAAGGCACUUUAGGGCAAAGUCCCUUGCCCUUCUAGCAGUGCUGUCUUUCUACCAUGAACGCCUCCCUUGUAAUGGCAAUGGUGUCCACCUGCAAGGUGCCAGAACUGAAAAAAGCCCUGCUUUCUAGCAAUCCCAGUGCCACAUCCCCACCUGCUACAGUCCCCAGUGAGGUGCCCAGAUGCUGCUUCAACUUCUUGGGGUCAUUUUCAGUUGAUGCAGCCUAAUGACAUAGACAGGGACACGGGUGGCGCUGUGGGUUAAACCACAGAGCCUAGGACUUGCUGAUCAGAAGGUUGGCGGUUCGAAUCCCCGCGGCGGGGUGAGCUCCCGUCACUCGGUCCCUGCUCCUGCCAACCUAGCAGUUCAAAAGCACGUGAAAGUGCAAGUAGAUAAAUAGGUACCGCUCCGGCGGGAAGGUAAACGGUGUUUCCGUGCGCUGCUCUGGUUUGCCAGAAGCGGCUUAGUCAUGCUGGCCACAUGACCCGGAAGCUGUAUGCCGGCUCCCUCGGCCAAUAAAGCGAUAUGAGCACCGCAACCCCAGAGUCGGUCACGACUGGACCUAAUGGUCAGGGGUCCCUUUACCUUUACCUUUAAUGACAUAGACAAGGUCCUCGUGGAGAUGCAGAUAGCAACAUGUCUGCUCAAACCUUGCUGCUCACGGCUUACUAAAGCUUGCUAAGGGGGCAUGGCUGAGCAGGUAGUAUUACAUGGUUCUGCUCUUAACUGCCUGGUUGCUACCAAAAUGCAGUACAAGGAGAUGGUUGCGUUGUUCUGUGGCUUUUAAGCUGUGAGGUCCUGUAAGAAUCCAUUCUGUAUCCUAUGAAAGUCAAUAUCAAUAUGAGACUGCAGGGAGAUACCAUCCAGGAUUUUGGUGCAUGGUGUCAUCAAUAUGCAGAUACAGAUAACUCUCAUAUUCCAUUCCAUCAGAAUCAAGCGAUGUUGGGAAAGUGUUUGACUGAUGGGCAGGAUGGGUGCCAAUAGUAGGGCUGCCAUAUGUCCUCUUUUUCCAGGACAAGUCCUCUUUUUCAUGAUGAGACUCUCCAGAGAGAGUCAUAGUUAAAUGUGUCCUCUUUUUUUGCUCUUCAAAAUAUGGCAACCCUACAAUAAAGAGAAGCUUUAUCCUGAUAAGACAGAGGUGCUGAGGGUGGUGCUUUCUUGUCCAGGAAGUAGUCAUGCAGCUUGUUCCGCCUUCCUCCUUUCCCUCUUAAAUACCUUGCAAGCUUUGCCACAACAGCGCAAUUGUACAGCCUCUCUGCUCAUUCUGAUUUUUGCCUUUUCCUGGCAUCUAGCAUAAAACAAUCUUACUGCAUAUAGCAUAUUCGUCCUCUUUGUUGCACUGGGAGCUUUGUAAUAUGGCUUAAUAAAAAGAAAGGCAGGAUCCAGAUCUAAUUGUGUGCAUAUUAAUCUCCCUAUUCUGUUUCUUAUUUGAGACCAA